CCGAGUGGUCUGUCCUACCCGGACUGCUGGAAGCGGCCGCAACGCCAUGUUGGCGAAGUCUCUCAUCUCUCCGGAAAAAUGAUUGAAAACAGACUUAUCCAGAAAAGAAGGUACAUCACCGAGUGAGGUUUAAUAUCGUUGCGAGUAUUUCUUUCAAAGGAUAGGAACCGAGCCGGAUCCGCGAAGGCUCCGGACGGGCGAGGGAGGCUAAACCUCCCACCGUCCCCAUGAAUUGUACCGCUGAUCCAAGCAGCGACUUUCCAUGAAAAAAGACGCCCGUGUUGCUAUUCGAGCUUCGUUUUCCCAGUCCGGGGCCUGCUACAAGAAUCAGCUGCGCUUGCUGUAUGUAUGCAAAGUAGGCGUCAUUUCUACCUGUAUUUAUUAGACGCGUUGUUUUUAUUUGUCGGGUUUUUGCGAUGAGUUUGCCACCGAAAGUGGUCCCCAAACCCGCUGUUGUCGCAGUUAGCGGACCUGGAAGUGGCCCCUCUCCGUCGAGCCAACUGCGGGCUACCCUGACCUCCGUGUCUCUGCCGCCGGGAGCCCCAACAGCCCCACAGCCCGGCGCCGUACCACCACCACAAAUUCCACGAGGUCCGCCAUCACUGGAUGAACGGAUCUUCCCCACACAGCCUGGAGUCGCUGCUGUAUAUAGUGUAUCCAGGCAUGCUGGUCCACCUUACACAGCUCACGACAUCACAAAGGGACACCCUAACUUGGCGGGUACCCCACCUGGUCAUGCCCACUCGCCCGCUCUCUCUCAGGUAUCAGUACCCACAGCUUCCCCAUAUCGCUACCCUAAGGGCUGGGAGGCAGGCGCAGGGUCUCCAUACAACCCUGGGCAGAAUGCUGGCUCCGCCCCUCUAGUUUAUUCUCCUCAGACGCAGCCAAUGAACGCACAGCCACAGAGUCGCCCGUUUGCCACGGGCCCUCGACCAACCCACCAUCAGGGAGGAUUCAGGCCCAUUCAGUUUUUCCAGAGAACACAGAUGCAGACGGCACGCCCCACCAUUCCUACAAACACUCCUGCCAUUCGUCCUGGAUCACAGACCCCCACAGCAGCUGUCUACCCCACUAAUCAAGCGAUCAUGAUGACCAUGGCGCCGAUGCCUUUCCCUUCCCCGCAGGCUGCUCAGUACUACAUCCCUCAGUAUCGCCACAGUACUGCUUAUGUGGCCCCGCCUCAGCAGUAUUCUGUACAGCCCCCUGGGUCUGGUACCUUCUACCCUGGGCCUGGGCCUGGGGACUACCCGGCACCAUAUCACCCCCUCAGGUACCACCCACCUGUCUCACCCUCGGUUCCUGCUCCAGUUCCUACAGCUGGGCCACCCUUCUACCCAGGACAGACUGUGUACCCUGCCUCACCCCCCAUCAUAGUGCCUACGCCACAGCAACCUCCACCAGCAAAGCGCGAGAAGAAAACAUCCUCCCAGAUCCGUAUCCGUGACCCCAAUCAGGGUGGCAGGGACAUCACUGAGGAAAUCAUGGCGGGAGGUUCAGGGAGCAGGAACUCAACUCCUCCUGUCAGUCGGCCGUCCUCUACCCCGACACCACCACAGCAACUGAGCAGCAGCCAGAGUCCAGAGCAGCAGCCUUCACUGCUGCAGCCUCCCCAGCCCCUGCAGCCCCAUCCUGUCGUCUACCCGCUGGAGAUGCCACAGUUGCCACAACAUCAGCUUCCAUUGACUACCGGAGCUAUAGACACCAAACUGAGGCCAGACGAUUCGCCAAAAAUGGAGCCAAUUAUUGUCAAGACGUCUUCCCCACCCGGACUUGUGCCGCCAGAAACUCCUCCUGAGCUACCCGAGGCUGACUCUCCUGUUACUGAGCCUUCCUCUGCUGAACCAGAGCUCCCAUUCCCGCCUGCUCUGAUCGCUCCCACGAAUCUCCCACUAACUGUGGCCAACACCAGUGAUCGUCCAUCACCUCGGGAGUCUGCUGCUUUAGCCUCCUCCUCCUCUUCUUCAUCGUCCUCUUCCUCAUUAGCUGGAGAACAGAGAACCUCCUCAAUAUCAAAUCAGAUUUCCAACACGGAUAAACUCGUUUCUGAUGCCUCAAGGACUCUGCCCGUCUUGACAGUGCCAGCUUCCAAGGCUUUAAAUGGACUUACGCACUCUGCGUCUGAUCUGGAAACACCAGUUCUCGAGCCUUCUCUAAUCUCUCCGGUGGCACCACAGACCCUGGCCUCCGCGCCUGAGUACCGCGAGGCCUGCGCCACAGAAACUUUGCCUGCAAACAUCAGGCCAGAGGUUCCCAUUGCUGCUGAAAUUAGCCCAAUGGCACCGGUUGCUGUAGUGCCAGUCACGCUGACCUCAAACUCUUCUCCGGUUUUGCCACUUAUGGUUCCACCCGGCCUGCCGCCUUUAGUCCAGGCCACAACCGACGAAUUUAGCAAGUCCCUGGACAGUAGAGACCCUGUUCCACUGCUGGGAGGCAUAACAGAGAGUAAAGCAGAGUCCCAGCAGCAUCUGCUCUCCAAAAAGAACACUGCAGUGAAUCAGACCGUAUCAUCAAUACCAAAGACCUGGAGGAAACCAAAUGAAGGAAUCUCUGCAGAAGACGCACCUCAAAAACAAAAUGGGGAUGAACCCAGGCCAGUUAAUCAGCCUGCAGCGGACCAGGUUUUGCAAUCGGCUCUUCUGAGCAGCAGUAGCCCGGUGUCCCUGCCAUCUGUCUACACCGCCACCCUUGCUUCAGCCCGUGCCAGCAGCCCCGAUGCUGACGAAAAGCCCCCCACCCCUGAGGAAAAUGGAGAUGCUGAGCUGGAACCGAUGAGGAAUGGAGCAGGCCACACCUCGGAGACAGAGAGCAGUGACAGUGGAGUCACAUCCGGGGAAAAGGAGAACUCCACCGGGGCAUCACAGGACAUUGAAGACCUCGCCGAGCCCAAUGGGAAACGUCAAUAUGCCCGGGACUUCCUCUUGGGUUUCCAGUUCAUGCCGGCGUGCAUUCAGAAACCCGAGGGGCUCCCGCCAAUCAGUGAUGUAGUGCUUGAUAAGAUGAACCAAAACAAGCUGCCGCCUCGUGCUGUGGAUUCCAGGGUGAUUUCCAGAGGACCUGACUUCACACCUGCCUUUGCUGAUUUUGGCAGACAGAUCACCGGAGGACGAGGAGCACCUCUCAUGAACAUGGGGCCGCGGCGACCCCCUCCCAGAAAGAUCAUCAUGAAUGUGAGCGUAAAUGAUGAGAUUCAGUUGAAAAAGUCUGAAAACGCCUGGAAGCCUGGUCUGAAAAGAGAAAAUGCUCAAGAGGAUCCAGAGACACAAAAAACACUGGAACUUCUCAGGAAGGUUCGCAGCAUCUUGAAUAAGCUAACGCCUCAGAAGUUUAAUGAGCUAAUGAAGCAGGUCACAGGUCUGACCAUCGACACAGAGGAGAGAUUAAAAGGGGUUAUCGACCUGGUUUUUGAGAAGGCCAUCGAUGAGCCCAGCUUCUCUGUGGCCUACGGUAACAUGUGUCGCAGUCUGGCCAACCUCAAAGUGCAAAAAGCAGACAAAUCCAACUCAGUCAAUUUCCGUAAGCUACUUCUGAUCCGCUGCCAGAAGGAGUUUGAGAAAGACAAGAUGGAUGAUGUGGUGUUUGAGAGGAAGCAGAAAGAGCUGGAGGCUGCUGCGUCGUCAACUGAGCGCGAGCAGCUCCAGCAGGAGCUGGAGGAAGCCAAGGACAAAGCAAGACGACGAUCUAUCGGCAACAUCAAGUUCAUUGGUGAGCUGUUCAAGCUGAAGAUGUUGACGGAACCCAUCAUGCACGACUGUGUGGUCAAGCUGCUGAAGAACCAUGACGAGGAGUCUCUUGAGUGCCUUUGCAGACUGCUGACCACCAUCGGCAAAGACUUGGAUUUUGAGAAAGCCAAGCCCCGAAUGGAUCAGUAUUUCAAUCAGAUCGAAAAAAUAGUCAAGGAAAGAAAAACCUCUUCUCGAAUCCGGUUCAUGCUACAGGACGUUAUCGAUCUACGAUUGCACAACUGGGUGUCCAGACGAGCCGAUCAAGGCCCAAAAACCAUCGAGCAGAUCCACAAAGAAGCAAAAAUUGAAGAGCAGGAGGAGCAAAGGAAAGUGCAGCAGCAGCUUCUCUUCAAGGACAGCAAGCGACGACCGGAUCCUCGAGACCAGAGGGAUCAGCGUGUGCAGCGGGAAGAGACCUGGAACACUGUGCCCAUGACCAAGAACAGCAGGACUAUUGACCCUAACAAAAUCCCUAAAAUCUCAAAGCCUCAGAUGGAUGAGAAGAUCCAGCUCGGACCACGGGCUCAAGUCACAUGGGUAAAGGGCAGCAGUGGCGGGGCCAAAGCCAGUGACUCAGCAGAAUUGUCCAGGACGGGCAGUAGCCUGAACCGAUACUCUGCUCUCCAGGCUUCUCAACUCCCCUCAACUCCUCCUCAGAACCAGGACUUUGAUUCAAGGAGAACUCUAGGAAGCACUCGCAACAGUGCACCAAGAGAGCGCAGCGAGAAGCCGCUGAUCGCUGCAUCGCCAUCUUCACGGCAGGUCUCUUUUAUGAGAGGCGACAAUUUGAAAGAGCUGGUGGAGAAUCAAUCACCUGAGGUGCAGCGAAGAGACCGGGAGCUCGCUGAGCCACGCAGACCAAGUGUUACUGAAGAGAAAACUGAAUUUGAGCGGAGCACAUUGUCAGAAGUGUUGGCGCAGACUCCAGGUCGACCUGUGCUUUCAGAGGAGGAGAUCCUGAGAAAGUCGAAAUCCAUCAUUGAUGAGUUUCUCCACAUUAAUGAUUACAAGGAAGCAGUUCUGUGUGUGGAUGAGCUGGAUUUAGGGCCCCAGCUGCACUUUUUUGUACAAGUUGGUGUGGAGUCAACCCUGGAGCGCAGUCAGAUGGCACGGGACCACUUGGGUCAACUCUUCUUCCAAUUGGUGCAGAAGGGAAUCCUGCCCAAGUCCCAGUUCUACAAAGGUUUCUCUGAGACGCUGGAGCAGGCGGACGAGAUGGCCAUCGACAUUCCUCAUAUCUGGUUGUACCUGGCAGAGCUACUCAGCCCGGUGUUAAAAGAUGGAUGCUUCUCUAUGAGAGAGCUCUUUAGUGAAUUAAGCAAACCUUUGCUUCCUGUUGGAAGAGCUGGAAUCUUAAUUUCCGAAAUAUUGCACAUACUAUGCAAACAAAUGAGCCAUAGGACUGUGGGUUCUUUAUGGAGAGAAUCCAGCCUCAGCUGGUCCGACUUCCUACCUGAGGGAGAAGAUGUUCAGGCUUUUAUCUCAAAGCAGAAAUUGCAGUCCAUCUUGUCGGACAGCUCCAGCACCGAGACAACCUUGAUAAGAAGAGUUCUGUCUCCUGAGGAGCUCAGCUGCCAGCUGGAGAGACUCCUCCUAGAGGAAAUGGCCAGUGACGAGCAGAUCUUUGACUGGGUAGAGGCAAACCUGGACGAAUCUCAGACCAGCACGUCUCCCUUCCUGAGGGCUUUGAUGACAGCCGUGUGUAAAGCUGCAGUAAAAGAUGAAAACACCAACUGUCGGGUGGACACGGCUAUCAUCCAGAGAAGAUUGCCCGUAUUACUCAAGUACCUUAACUCAGACACUGAGCGACAGCUGCAAGCACUUUAUGCACUUCAGGCACUGAUAGUUUCCCUCGAUCAACCUCCAAAUCUUCUCCGGAUGUUCUUUGACUGUCUGUAUGAUGAGGACGUAAUUUCGGAGGAUGCUUUCUACAAGUGGGAAUCGAGCAAGGACCCCGCGGAACAGCAGGGCAAAGGUGUUGCUCUUAAAUCAGUGACGGCGUUCUUCACUUGGCUGCGGGAGGCCGAGGAGGAAUCGGAGGACAAUUGAUGAGCACCCGGCCCCUGGAACUCCAUAGUACAACUUCAUUUUUAGAUCUGAACAAACAUUCAAAAUGGAUGUGCAGGCAGGACGACUUGUUUACGGCUGGAAUUUUUUUGGGUUCUGCGGUACGGUUCUGAAACUUGCCACCAUUUUGAGUUUGAAUUCCAAUGGCGGAAGCACUAAAAACCUGUAUUAUACAUAGAAAAUAUUUUUGUUUUAAAAUUUAACUUUUUUGUUACUUUUUAAGAAAAGGCUUAAAAAUACAUAGGUUAUGAACUGUUUAAUUUAUUAUUUUUUUAAGGACUGCAAAAAUGGAAAACGACAACAGAAUAACAAUAUAAUAAUUAUAAUAACAAAAUAUUAAUUAUAAAUAAAUAGCCUCCCUGGAUUCUACACUGUUUGGUUUAAAACAGGGUACCACAAGUUUAUUUUGGGAUGAAGGGGAAGCUGAUACAAAAAAAAAAAAAAAAAAAAGGAGUGGAUGCACAGAGACUGUUGAUAUUGUAUGAUGUUUGGGAUCAGAGGCUCUGUUCUGAUAUUAUCCCAGAAGUGAUCCAUCAGCCUUGGCUUGCUCUUCUGUACAUACACCUCUGGAGAGGUAAACGUAUGCAUUCACCGAGGCGAUGCAAGCCACCACAGAACUGUCCUGCACAGACUGACCAGGCGAACACGAUGUAAUGUGCAAAAUACAAAAAAAAUGGAAAAAAAAGCAACUGGCCAAGGAUGCUGAUCUCGUAAUCGCUUGUAACACUUCAGACCUACAGAACCGACUAAAGCUUGUAAA
This is a messenger RNA of Synchiropus splendidus (mandarinfish), 6549 nucleotides long. RefSeq names its product eukaryotic translation initiation factor 4 gamma 3-like. The record is from RefSeq and is a predicted model, not a curated record. Gene Ontology annotation, cellular component: eukaryotic translation initiation factor 4F complex. NCBI's taxonomy places the organism in Eukaryota, Metazoa, Chordata, Actinopteri, Syngnathiformes, Callionymidae. The transcript has 35 exons. Gene Ontology annotation, molecular function: mRNA binding; protein binding; translation initiation factor activity. Bases 417 to 5771 code for a protein of 1784 amino acids.